Molecule: messenger RNA, 3018 nt
Organism: Cucumis melo (muskmelon)
Lineage: Eukaryota; Viridiplantae; Streptophyta; Magnoliopsida; Cucurbitales; Cucurbitaceae
Product: probable transmembrane GTPase FZO-like, chloroplastic
Exons: 11
Coding region: 138-2912 (924 amino acids)
Biological process (GO): thylakoid membrane organization
Cellular component (GO): chloroplast membrane
Molecular function (GO): GTP binding
Source: RefSeq, a predicted model, not a curated record
UCUAAUCUCUUGUGUUUCAAUGGACGCCUAGCUUUGCCACUUGAAGAGGAUAAGAUGAUAUUAUUCCUUUUGGUUUGAAGAUAUCAAGUUUUUGCUGAUUCUCGAAAGCUCAAGCUGAGCUUCACAUUCCAAUUCUCAUGGAAAUGAGAAUCCUCCACCGUAAUUCCGUCUUCCGCAUUCAUUCCUCUCCUCUCUUCCUCAAAUCAACUCCUUUCUUCCAAAUGCACCCUCCUCUUCUUAAAACCUCCCCCCGUCGACACCACCGUUUCUCCAUAAACUCAGUUUCGGAGAACCCAUUUCAAUCCAGCCAAUCCAUUCCUAAAACCCCAGAAAAACCACAACCUAGAACUCUUUUCCCGAGUGGGUUUAAGCGCCCGGAGAUUAAGGUGCCCUGUGUAGUGCUGCAAUUGGAUGCGGCACAGGUUUUGGCCGGUGAUAAUGCUUUGGAUUUAAUUGACAGAGCUGUUUCCAAGUGGGUUGGGAUUGUGGUGCUCAAUAGCGGUGAAGGCGGUGGCGGUAAGCUCUACGAAGCCGCUUGUAAAUUGAAGUCGAUAGUUGGAGAUCGAGCUUAUUUGUUGAUAGCCGAGCGUGUUGACAUUGCGACUGCCGUUGGUGCCAGUGGAGUUGUCCUCUCUGAUCAAGGUCUUCCUCCUAUUGUGGCCAGGAACACCAUGCUGGAUUCUACUUCAGAUUCCCUUUUUCUACCUCUGGUAGCAAGGAAUGUAAAGUCCUCCAUUUCAGCCGUAAAUGCAUCUAAAUCGGAAGGAGCUGAUUUUCUAUUGUACGAUUUUGAUGAAGAGAAGCUUGAAUUGACGACAGAUUCUGUGUUUAAGAAUGUGAAGAUACCGAUAUUUAUACUAUUUUCCUCAUAUGGAGCAGACGUAACGUUUCAUGAAGCGUUAAAAUGGCUGGAAUUUGGUGCAAGUGGCGUAGUGAUCUCUUUGCAAGCCUUGAGGCUGCUGAGUAAUGAUGAUGUUGGUAAAUUAUUUGAUUCCAUAUUUACUGAAAAUGGAAGAAAGGAGGAUGAUAUUGAAAGUUCCAAUUCAUCUAGUUUAUUUAAUAUUGGCAAUGGUGCUCUUGGAACAACACAAGUAGCUGGAUUUGCUAAUUUGGAAGCUAGAGAAAAGCAAGUCGUAGAAACAGAGAAAUUAGUGUUGCGUGAGGCUAUAAAUGUUAUUCAGAAAGCUGCUCCACUGAUGGAGGAGAUUUCGCUGCUCAAUGAUUCAGUUUCACAAAUUGAUGAGCCAUUUAUGCUGGCUAUAGUGGGUGAAUUUAACUCUGGAAAGUCAACAGUUAUCAAUGCACUUCUUGGAAGGAGAUAUCUAAAAGAUGGGGUUAUUCCUACGACUAAUGAGAUAACUUUCUUGAGGUUCUCCGAGUUAAAUUCUAAUGAACAACAACGAUGUGAACGACAUCCAGAUGGUCAAUAUAUAUGCUAUCUUCCUGCUCCCAUCCUUAAUGAAAUGAACAUUGUUGAUACACCCGGUACUAAUGUCAUUCUUGAGAGGCAACAACGCCUAACGGAGGAAUUUGUGCCUCGUGCUGAUUUGCUGCUUUUUGUUAUCUCUGCUGAUCGUCCGUUGACUGAAAGUGAGGUUAAUUUUCUUCGUUACACACAGCAGUGGAAGAAGAAAGUGGUGUUUGUGCUGAAUAAAUCUGACCUUUAUCAGAAUAGUCACGAGCUGGAGGAAGCUUUGUCCUUCGUCAAGGAAAAUGCAGCAAAAUUGUUGAAUACUGAACACGUCUUUGUAUUUCCAGUAUCUGCAAGAUCUGCUCUGGAUGAAAAACUUUCUGCUACUCUAGAGGGUGGAGAAGUCGUAUCUCCCUCUAGUUCUUAUUGGAGAAGCAGUAGCUUCCAUGAACUUGAAAAUUUCUUAUACAGCUUCUUAGAUGGGUCAACAGGUAAUGGAAAGGAAAGAAUGAAGCUUAAACUCCAAACACCUGUUUCAAUUGCGGAACGGCUACUUUCUGCUGCCGAAACUCUUGUGGGACAGGAGAUACGUUUUGCCAAACAGGAUUUGGCUUCAUUAAAUGAAUUAGUUGAUGGUGUAAGAAAUUAUGGAUCAAAGAUGGAAAACGAAAGCAUUACUUGGAGAAGACAAGCUUUGUCACUGAUCGACUCUACCCAAUCACGAAUUAUGAUGCUUGUAGAAUCCACUCUACAACUAUCAAAUUUGGAUAUUGCUGCUUAUUAUGUCUUGAAAGGGGAAAAGACUACCACUCUAUCGGCUACCUCGAAGAUUCAAAACGACAUCAUUUCCCCAGCAUUAGCUGAUGUGCAAAAACUUCUCCAAGACUAUGAAUCCUGGCUUCAAUCCGGCAAUGCUAAUGAAGGAACAGUAUACCAGGAAUCCCUGCAGAAACUGUGGCCAUCUAUUGUUUUUCCGGCGACUCAGAUGCAUCUUGAGACCUAUGAGUUGCUUAAGAAAGUAGAUGAUCUAAGUCUGAAAGUAAUUAAGAAUUUCAGUCCAAGCGCUGCUUCAAAGUUGUUUGACCAAGAAAUUCGUGAAGCGUUUUUGGGAACUUUUGGUGGACUCGGGGCUGCAGGUUUAUCUGCUUCGCUUCUAACUACAGUACUUCCCACCACAAUAGAAGAUCUUCUUGCUCUUGGCCUUUGUUCUGCUGGCGGAUUUUUGGCAAUUUCCAACUUUCCAAGUCGUAGGCAACAGUUGGUAAGUAAAGUAAAAAGAACAGCAGAUGGAUUUGCUCGAGAGCUUGAAGCUGCUAUGCAAGAGGACCUCAAUGAAGCAGUUCGAAAUUUAGAAACUUUUGUGAGUGUCAUAAGCAAGCCAUAUCGAGAUGACGCACAAAAUAGGUUAGAUAAACUAUUGGAGAUUCAAGAUGAAUUGUGCAAUGUUGGGAAAAAAUUACAAAAACUACAAAGUGAUAUCCAAAAUCUUCAUGUAUCAUGACUGAACAAACCAUGUUUUUAUUAGUCUUACCAUAUUUAAAAGGUUUCCUCAGUGACAUAUGUUAAAUGGAAUGAUGCCACAAUAAAAUGUUAAUCUCCCUGAUCCA